This is a messenger RNA of Miniopterus natalensis, 3689 nucleotides long. NCBI's taxonomy places the organism in Eukaryota, Metazoa, Chordata, Mammalia, Chiroptera, Miniopteridae. The record is from RefSeq and is a predicted model, not a curated record.
UAAAAAUCAAUAAAUAAAAAUUUUAGAAAAACUGAGACUUACUGAUACCUAUAAGUAUUUUUUUAAAAGCUUAUUUUGCAGACUUAGAUUUUCCUUGGUUAAACUUAUCCACACCCUUGAAAGAGGAGUGAUCAGAAAUUUGUUUUAAAGUUGAAGCACUAAGUAUGGUUAAAUACCCGCUUGCAUUUUUAAAAAUUCAUAAAUAUAAGUUAUACAAGAAUUAUUCAAAACUUAAAAUAAGCACUAAAGCUACCUAUAAUAUAACUCUCUUUAAACCAUGCAUUAGGUUUUUACUAGUUAUUGUACAACAGCCAUGAUGAAAGCAUUUACUGUGUAAAUUUGCUGUGCCAUGCCUGGUAUCUGAGAAUUACCCAGGUGUACUAUACUAGUCUGGUAACUUGAAUAAUUUGACUUGAGUGGCCUGAAAUUUUUAAAGAGACAGCAAAGAGCUCUUACUUUCCUAAUCAGUGACACAUUUAUGAGACAUCAAAAGCCACAGUCUGCACUAGUUCAUAUUUUGGUUGACAUAAGAUUUGGUAUAUAACACAUUUGAGUGUAUGUUGCUCUUUAUUAUAAUUUAUUAAAUAGUUAAAAUGACAUUUAUUCAAAUGUUUCACUUUCCUAGUGGUUUGAAUACACCAGGGUUAAAUGAUCCCUUGAGGUUCCUUGCAGCACUGUGAGUCCUUAGUAGCAAUUGAUAUUUUGGGGGCGAGAGGCCUCCAUCAGAAGGACUUGGGUCCCCAAUAGCAAUUGAUUUUUUAUGGGGGCUGGUAAGUUUGGGGAUCAAGUUGAUUAACCUGUAAAAGUUCUAAAAAUGGUUGUCUACCAUUGAUGGGACAAUUGCAUGAUGUUUUAAAUUUAAAGGGUAUAGGAUUAUUAAUUUUUUUUGUAUCUCAUGCUAGGUAUCUGAAUUAUAGUUUCUUCGGAUCUGAUAAUGCUUUCAUGGUCCAUUAUCUUAAGUUAUCAGUAAUUUUUUUUCACUUCUUCUCUAAUGAUGUGCAUAUUCACUGUGCAAUAAACUAAAAAAAAAAAUUUUAAGGAAGAAGCUAAAAUUGCCAUAAUAUCACAAUACAGAGUUAACCACUAUUUCUCUUAUAGUGUUUUUUCCUAUGCAUAUUGUAAUACAUUUUCCAAACAUAUUCAUUGUAGGGGAAAAAGAAAAUAAAAACAAACCCAAACUCUCUUUAAUCAUACCACUCAGUGAUAAUCAUUUUGGUGUAUAACUUUCCAUCCUUUUUUCUACACAAAGUGGAUGGAUAUACACAUUUCCUUUAUAGCAACUUGGAUCAUAUGCCUAUCCUGUUAUUUCACUUACCAUUAUAUGAGAGCAUUUCCUCAGGUCAAUAAUAAUUUUUCAAAAAUUUCACUUUUAGUGGUGGCAUAUUACAUUUUGUAAAGUCCAAAAACUUGAGUUCUUUUGCCCCUUCUCCAUGAAUGGAUGUUUUCAGUAACUUCUGGUUUUUCACUAAUUUAAAUAAUUAUGCAGGUAACUUUUUUGCAUAAAAUUUUCUGUGUCUCUAUUUCAUGUAAAGUCCUAUAAAGGGAAUUAUUGGAUUAUUUUUAAGACACUUUAAAUAUACUGACUAGUUUCUAGAAAAGUUGUACUGACUUAUACUCCCACCUCACUUUUUAAGAACCCUUUAUAAAAUUUCCUUAAAUCACGCAUACCUUGGAGAUAUUUUGGGUUUGAUUCCAGACCACUGUAAUAAAUCGAGUAUUGCAAUAAAGCAAGUCAUAAUCUCUCUUUGCUGGUGAAGAGUCUUACCUUCAGUUUGUAAACACCCAACACCUGUGAAGCACAAUAAAACAAGGUAUGUUUUUUCAAUUGAGAGUCCUGAAGAGAUACGAGAGUAUGUUACUGACCUCCUUCAGGGAAAUGAGGGCAAAAAAGGUCAAUUCAUAGAAGAGCUUAUAAACAAAUGGCAAAAGAAUGACCAGGAGUUGAUUUCUGAUGCUCUUCAGCAGUCCUUCAAAAAAGAUGAAAUUUUAGAUGGACAGAGAUUAGGAGACCAGCUAAAGAGGAGCAGGCGGAAAGGGAGAAACAGACAGGAAGUUCUGGCAUUUGCUGAACCUGACACGACCGUAGAGGUCAAAACACCUUUUGAUUUGGCCAAGGCACAAGAGAACAGCAACUCCUUAAAGAAGAAGACGAAGUUUGUCAGUUUAUACACAAAAGAGGGACAAGACAAGCUUGCAGUCCUCAUCCCAGGUCGCCACCCUUGUGAUUGCCUGGGCCAGAAGCACAAGCUGAUCAAUAACUGUCUGAUCUGUGGGCGUAUAGUCUGUGAACAAGAAGGUUCUGGCCCUUGCUUAUUCUGUGGUACUCUGGUAUGUACUCGAGAAGAACAGGAUAUUUUACAACGUGACUCAAACAAGAGCCAGAAAUUGCUCAAGAAGCUAAUGUCAGGGACGGAGAAUUCUGGAAAGGUGGACAUCUCUACCAAGGACCUUCCUCACCAAGAGUUGCGAUUUAAGUCUGGUCUGGAGAAGGCUAUCAAGCAUAAAGACAAACUGUUAGAGUUUGACAGAACUAGCGUUCGAAGGACCCAAGUAAUUGAUGAUGAGUCAGAUUACUUUGCCAGUGAUUCUAACCAGUGGUUGUCCAAAAUUGAGCGGGAAACUCUGCAGAAGCGAGAGGAGGAGCUGAGAGAAUUUCGACAUGCCUCUAGGCUCUCUAAGAAGAUCACCAUUGACUUUGCAGGCAGGAAGAUCGUGGAAGAUGAAAAUCCACUAGCUGAGUAUCAUAGCAAACUAGAUGAAACAAUACAGGCCAUUGCCAGUGGAACCUUGAACCAACCACUGACCAAAUUGGAUAGAUCUUCUGAAGAGCCUUUGGGAAUUCUGGUGAAUCCCAACCUCUGCCAGUCCCCUCCCCAGUGGAUAGACCAGACAGGUGUAGCCUCACAGAAGAAGGCUUCCCAGUCAGCAGGAUCAGAACUAGAGUUCAACUCAUAUCGGCACCAGUUGCGAAUCCAGGAUGAAGAAUUUCAAGAAGGCUUUGAUGGUGGCUGGUGCCUUUCUCUGCAUCAGCCCUGGGCUUCUCUGCUUGUCAGAGGGAUUAAAAGGGUGGAAGGCAGAAGUUGGUACACCCCUCACAGAGGACGACUUUGGAUAGCAGCCACAGCCAAAAGACCCUCACCUCAAGAAGUCUCAGAACUCCAGACUACAUACCGUUUUCUUCGUGGGAAAGAUGUGGAAUUUCCCAAUGACUAUCCAUCAGGUUGUCUUCUGGGCUGUGUGGACCUAAUUGACUGCUUGUCCCAGAAUCAAUUUAAGGAUCAGUAUCCAGACAUGAGUCAAGAAUCUGAUUCACCAUUUGUUUUCAUCUGCACAAAUCCCCAGGAAAUGAUUGUGAAGUUUCCUAUUAAAGGAAAUCCAAAAAUCUGGAAACUGGAUUCCAAGAUCCAUCAAGGCGCAAAGAAGGGGUUAAUGAAGCAGAAUAAAGCUGUCUGACCCAGGAGAAAAGGAACUGUACAGCAUAGUGGAUUUUUGUGUACUAAAAUUGUUAUCCGCUGGCCCUUUGGAACUGAAGCAGUAGAAAUCUCAAGGCUUGGCAUCAGGCUUGACUCUCAGAAUUUAAAUUCUUACCAAAACUUGUAUAUUUUUCUUAAAGAGUGGGAUUAUUACUUUAUGUAGUGGGUCAAAAUCUUUGAAUACAUUAUUUAUAAAAACCUAUUUUAAAAAUUCUA